AUGCGCUGCUGGAAAAUGACGGCAGUCUUUGUGCUCUGCUCACUGCUGCUCAGCCAGACGCACUGCGCUUCCUUGCGCCAGCCGCGGCUAUCGAGGCAGAGGCGGAUGACGCCGUUCUGGAGAGGAGUGUCGCUGAGACCCAUCGGAGCCUCGUGCAGGGAUAACAGCGAAUGCGUUACAAUGCUGUGCAGGAAGAACCGCUGUUUCCUUAGAACGGCCUCAGAGUGA
Pelecanus crispus (Dalmatian pelican) is the source of this 228-nucleotide messenger RNA. It is a transcript of the gene LEAP2, whose product is annotated as liver enriched antimicrobial peptide 2. Lineage: Eukaryota; Metazoa; Chordata; Aves; Pelecaniformes; Pelecanidae. The record is from RefSeq and is a predicted model, not a curated record. Gene Ontology annotation, biological process: antimicrobial humoral immune response mediated by antimicrobial peptide; defense response to bacterium.